Molecule: messenger RNA, 1356 nt
Organism: Brugia malayi
Lineage: Eukaryota; Metazoa; Nematoda; Chromadorea; Rhabditida; Onchocercidae
Exons: 7
Coding region: 1-1356 (451 amino acids)
Cellular component (GO): mitochondrion
Source: RefSeq, a predicted model, not a curated record
AUGUUGGUUGAUUGCUUAGUGGUAUUAAUGCGUCGUUCUGCUCGGUGCUUACUGCUUGCCCAACGCCAUUUAUUAUCAAAAAAAUUUGCACUGAAUGAAGAAUGGAAUAGCAGACAUCGUGCACUUAGUGAACUCGGUGUAGAAGGAGGAUAUGAAUGGAUUACUGCUGUUCAGAAGAAGUUUAUCAGUGCUGGAUUGGCCAGUGCGGUGGACGUUGAUGCAGCGGUUUGUAUAGCAGAGGAGUUGGAUCAGUUAGAUGAUGUGCUAAAAAUUGUAUACAAAUUACGACACAUCGAAACAACCGGUAGGAUGCUGCCUUCAACAGAAUACGCCCUCAUCAGGCUACUUUUGAAGCAUCAUAAAACUGACAUUCUUCUUGCAAUCCUGGCCGACCCUAUCAAUUAUGGUAUUUUUUUAAACGAACAUUCAGCUUGUCUAGUUAUAGAUAGCUUUCUGGAGGCAGGUAAAAUCACAGAUGCCGCAAGAAUUGCCAGUUGUGUAAUGCUUCAAGAAAUGUUCCAGUCAACUUUAUUGAACUGGUUAUGUAUUUAUAGUAGUCUAAGAUGGACUGAAUUGUCUGUUGAACAAAGAGUGUUCGAGAAACUUCCGUCCCUGGAUUAUAUUGUUGGAACAGAAAGCAAUAUAAAGGAUGUCGAUGAUGAACAUGAAAUGAUCUUCAAAUUCCCAUAUUUGAAAAACGAAUACAACGACAUGCAUUUCGAUCUUACCGAUCCAGAUCAGCUUAUUGGGAAAAAUUUACUUUGGUUUAGUAAUUGCGUUCCAUUAAAUGAAAAAGAAGUUGGGAAUAUUCGUUUAAUAGGAUCUGUUUUUUUUGGCAAUUAUGUUUUGGCAAACCAGUUACUUCAAACGACGAACAUCUUUUCAUCGGUGGCAACAAUUUGCCAAUCCAAAUUGCAGCAAAUAACAAUUAAAACUGAUGAUGUCAGAAAAUUAGAGACAAUAGUCGAUAAGGUUGAAAGGAACACGGACGAGAAGCUGUCAGAUAUGAUCAUAAAGCAUCUAAAAACUGUACAGAAUGUGGAAGAGAAAAAUCUGAUGGAAAUACAACGCAAUAUUUUCCUUAACUGGAGACAAAAUCGUGCUGAUCUCAUCAAAGCUCAGGUUGAAACCCUUGAUUUAAAGUUGCGACUGAAAGAAACCUGUGAAGGGCGACAAAAAUUACGAGAUCGUUGGGAAAUGUUGAAUUUCUUCGAAAAUCGUUUGAAAUGGGAGGAUAUGGCAGCUGUGAAAGCAGAGUUUUUAAAGGCUGAAGAGGGUAAAAGGAAAAGUAAAGAAGACUUAGAGCGGGAAUAUAUAAGUGAAGUAUUCCAUAACAAAAGUGCUAAAAAGUCUUAA